Oryzias melastigma (Indian medaka) is the source of this 872-nucleotide messenger RNA. Its product is annotated as dynamin-like 120 kDa protein, mitochondrial. Bases 240 to 857 code for a protein of 205 amino acids. The transcript is spliced from 3 exons. Lineage: Eukaryota; Metazoa; Chordata; Actinopteri; Beloniformes; Adrianichthyidae. The record is from RefSeq and is a predicted model, not a curated record.
GCAAGCUAUCGGGGGAAUUCAAAACUUCAAAAAGUGAACCUUUACUCAAUUAAAGGUCAUACUUUUUGUGGACUUAGUAGAAGACAGAAAUGUAGAAACCACAUGCAUUUUAAACCAACUAACAGUUGUCUAACUGUCUUAUUUUUUAUGCUAAAAGGGAAGCUAUUCUACAGAAGAAGCUGUGGGAACGUGUCUCCACGCAUGUCAUCGAGAACAUUUAUCUACCUGCUGCCCAAACAAUGGACUCUGGUACCUUUAACACCACUGUGGACAUAAAGCUCAAACAGUGGACUGACAAGCAGCUUCCACACAAAGCACUUGAGGUUGCCUGGGAGACCUUGCAGGAGGAAUUUGCCCGUUUCAUGGCUGAGUACAGAGGCAAAGACCAGGAUGACAUUUUUGACAAGUUGAAGGAGGCCGUGAAAGACGAGGGCAUCAAGAGGCAUAAAUGGAACGAAAGAGCCCUGGACAGCCUGAGGGUGAUCCAGCACAACGCUCUGGAAGACCGCUCCAUCACAGACAAGCCUCAGUGGGAUGCAGCCAUCCAGUUCAUGGAGGAAACUUUGCAGUCCCGCCUCAGAGACAGUACGUUUGCUGCAGCUCUUCUUCUGUUUGAAAGUCUUAUUUGUCAACUGUUUAAACAAGCAGUAUAUGGAAAAGUGGAAGUGACUGUUUUUACUACACAUACCUGGACCAGUUUGGCUCCAUUUGAAAUGAUAGCAGCAGUGAGGAAAAAUCUUGUAAAAAAAAUUACUCUCUCAGAUUUUAAACUGCAGCCACACAACUCUCCUAUCUGCAUGAAGUCUGUCAGAUUAUACUUAAAAGAAUUAUCAUUUAUUAAUGCUGCUUCCUAUUAAUAAUUCUCGUACUUC